Strongylocentrotus purpuratus (purple sea urchin) is the source of this 4278-nucleotide messenger RNA. RefSeq lists its product as uncharacterized. The coding region runs from base 408 to 2852 and encodes 814 amino acids. The transcript is spliced from 2 exons. Lineage: Eukaryota; Metazoa; Echinodermata; Echinoidea; Camarodonta; Strongylocentrotidae. The record is from RefSeq and is a predicted model, not a curated record.
CCGUGAUCAAGAAUUAACCGAGCGCCAGGUUUCACUUCCAAUGCUAAGACAACCCACGGACAGUUUACAGGCGGGGAACACAACCACCGUUAUCAUCGAUUUUCUAACAUGUUUCUUAUUUUAAUACAUAGAGACAUUUGUAUCUAAUUACAAGGUUAACGUGGCCAUUUGGGUUCUGGUAGUACCGUUAUUUGUGAUCAGUUGUGAGAAAAAGACACUUGCAGAGUGCCGAAGUUUGACCAGUGUUUUGCGAGGAACCGUUAUCUUGCUGUAUUAACCAUCACUUGCUCUGGAUUUUACGGGUCUUUAAGCGGCGUGUCGAUAGCUUGUCAAAUGGAAUUCUGUGAUUACUGAAAACUGGAGACUUUCUUUCUUAUUAGAGCUUGGCUCAAAGAUUUCCAGUCAUCAUGUCUCGAGCUCAGAUGUCCCUCCUCCCUCUCGUGCUCAUCGGUCUCUGGGCAGGUGUCGCAACUUCAAUAACUAUCUUAGAAGGUCCAACCAGUACUGUUAGUAACCUAGGAACCUACGCCAGGCUGACCUGUCGAGUGGCAGACCAAGGAAGCGAGUCCGUCCGAUGGUUCCGGAUUGACACAAAUGUCAUCCUCAGUACCGACGGUAAGAUCAUCAAACGUGCCCUCAGGAGGCGUCUGAGGAUCGAAGGCAACGUAGCAUUAGGGGAAUACCAUCUGGUCUUUCGGCAGGUGACCAGGGCCGACAAUGGUACAUACGCGUGCGGUGUGCUUUCAACUCUAACCAAGCAACCGGUCAUGUCGACUCCGGUGUCUUUGGUCGUUGUUGAACCACCAACAUGUGGCGUUUCGUCUUCAGAGCCGCCGGCACCAGGCGUGACUGUUACACUCUCUUGCGUUUCACAUAAUCAGGGUCUCGAUGUGAGCCUAUCGUGGCACAGACCUGCGCAACCAGAACAAGUAAUCUUUGGCUCAACAAACAUCAAUCAGACAGGAAACACUCGCUAUAGCCAAUUGAAUAUCACGCUCCGACCGACCGACUUUGGUGAAAGUUACAUGUGCAAAGAAGCAUCGGUAGGAGAGCCUAGUUUCCGCAAGGGGUGUACCGUUACCCCUCUCGAUUCGAAUGUUCCUGUGAUUCUUUUUCCGAAGAAGAUGCAGGCAGUGCAAGGUCAGGAUGCUUCAUUCAGAUGCAUCAUAGCAAGUAAAAACCCCUUGAAAUAUGAAUGGUAUAUCAAUGGCAUCAGGGAUUACAAUGCGAGAAAGGAUAAGUAUCUCUUCUCCCCUGUCACUUUGGCUCAUAACAACACCGUGGUUGAAUGCAGGACGCGUGAUGACAUCGCGGAAAUGACCGGAAAUGCUAGCUCCAUUCUGCAAGUUUACCCCAAGAACACUUUGUCCGUGACCACAGCGGCGGUAGUUGAAGAAUCGCAAGAUUCAUCUAGCGUGCCAGUGGGCACUCAAAUGAUCAACGUAGAUCAAGGAUUGACAAGGCAACCUAACACAGAUACACUGACAAGCGUUCCGCAAACAACCACAUCAAACUCUCAUGGUGUGCCGCCUUCAGGGCCUGUAAAACCGACUAUUGCACAAAACCAAACGGUUACGAAUCAACCAGCAGAAACUACAACCCUUAAGAAUGAAAUCUCUCGAUCUUCAAUUGCUCCGGCUAAUGUGGCUGUUGAUAGUAAUGACCUUCCAUCGGGCAUUGGAAGCACUGGUGUCAACAAGUGGUCUAACAUGAUGGUUCCAGUAGUAGCCAUCGGAUCGGUCAUUGCUGUCCUGCUUGUUUGCGUCAUCGCCGUUCUCUUGCUCUUUCUUGUUCGACAAAAUCGCGUCGCUCAUGGCAGUACGACGGACAAAGACGACUCCCGCAGAGGCGACAUUCCAAUGGAUGACCUUCGACAUCCCGGCUCGGAUGUGUCACCUGCCAACAGAACACUGAAUAGCGAGAGCACCGAGAUGGAAUGUGACGACGAAGAGUGUUUAGGACCUAAAUAUUUUACCUUAGAACCUGGAAAACGAAAAGUACGUCGUCUUGAGCGCACCUGCAGUCAUAUGAUCAUGAACGACUCUAGUUCAGAAUACAAUGUCCUGCGCAGGGAUGCAAGCUUGAGGACACCAGCUGGAGUUCAAAUGAAUGACUAUGUGCGACCUGAUUCGCAAAUUUCCACAGGUGACGGAGACAUGAGUACUGUCGCAGCGUAUGCUAUUACGGAUGUGACCCUCGGAAGUGGGACGUCGUCUCUGAGAAGGAGCAAGAGCUGUCUAAGGCCUUUACCCGCUGCACCCAUCGAAGCGAUCAUGAACAGAAGCCAUUACAGCAUUCCAAGAGACUCGUUUACGAAGGGAUCUAGCGCAACCGAGAGUAGCGGAGACAGUGUAACGAUGUCAGGUAUACGGCGUGUCAUGUCAGAUACGAUGCCUUAUGGUGGGUACAGGAGAUCCCAGGUGACUGCAGCCUUCUCACCUGCUGGUGAUGAAUACGCCGAGAUUGAUUCUCCGCCGAGAGCAGCUUCACCAACGAGUUCCGACUGCUCCCGACCGAACUAUCAACAUACCUUGCAUGAGACUGGCAACCAAGGCAUGAAAGACUUCGCCCUGUCUCUCGCCAGUAGCUACGAGAGCGGGUACGAUGCCGCAAGCAGUGACGAUGUCAUGGAUUGCGACAUGUCGUCGCCGUACGCGACCAUAGACGUCCUUGAACAGAAGGAUCAAACGUCUUUACCCGAGCAGACUCUAGCGGAAACAAAGUCGAACAACGAGACAGAAGCGCCAAAGAAGAUUCCAGUUUAUGCAAAAAUUAAAAGAACACGCGGAACGCAGGUAGUAGACAAAAACAUUGAUGAUGACAAUGAUGUUCUGAGUGAGGUUGCUUGCUAGAAUAUUUUCCAUGUCAGUGACUAAAACUGUGAUGUCGCAUAUAGAACUAUACGGUAAAUAACAGACGAUGAUCGGUACGGGACGAUGAUUAAGAUCGUCAAAGACUGUCCAUUAGCGGAAUCCAUGAAUCAUCUGAUAUUUUCAUAUCGUAUAUAAAUGGACGAGUUUCUGAAAAUGACGACGGAGCUUACAUUUUAACAUGGUACUUUAUGUAGUUAUUUUAUUGUAUAUUUUGAAAAUGUUUACAUGUACAUUAGAAGGACCUAUGUGACGACCGAGUGCGAAGUCAUAAUGCCUGUCGCAAAGAAUGGGACGUCAUUUUUUGGGACGUAGGACUGUGUCAGUGAUUGGCAAGGCCUUUGGCGCGCCAUGUGAAGUAAAUACUGUACAAAAAAAAAAGAGUGCAACAUGGACUGAAUGUUUUUGUUUUUUCCAGCAGUGAAAAAUUUGUCUUAGGGCGUCCUAACAUGCAAUAUCUUUUUUUAAUAAAUAGAAGUUGGAAAGAAAUUGAAGGUCUCUCACUCUCUAGUAAUGAAUGCUUUUUAUAUGGUUUUAUGUUUGAUGUAAACUCGCAAUUUUUAGUCUUUGGACUAUUAAUUUGACGAGAUUGAAUGAAACCUAAUUUGAAUUAAAUUAAAUAGUAUCCCGGAUGUGAGGAUCUUAUCCUAGUUGAUUCUGUGAAUCUAUCAAUGGGCUUUCAUUAUCUUAUCGCAGUUAUCAUUUUGUAAGUAGAAUAGGGCCUACGUUUGCUCAUGCCAGUGUAUUAAAAUAAGAUCGCGUGUUAGUUAACCUGGAUAUUGCAUUACAUAAUACAUGUAAUCGGUGUGGGCGUGGCUCGCUAUCUUUUAAAUGACAGGAACAUCAGCGUGACAUUGCAGAGCGGCGGCGUAUCCAGAGAAAAGUGAGUCAAUAUGGGGGAGGAAUCACUUCCGGUGGGGCCAUCGGGUAGGGGGAGGAGGGGUGGAAUUUAGCUGUCGAAUGCAGCUCGAGAGAUAGACAAUCGUAGACCUUCUGCGAGUUUGAUAAGUUCGCUUCAUUUUCUUCUUUAAAUCAAAUCAUAAUCAUGAUUCUGAUGAUAGGUUCCAAGAAUUAUUAAUCUUAAAGGACAUCGUAAUUUUGAAUCCGGGAUUCACAUCAAUACUAGAUACAUUCGGAUCCCUUCACGUUAUACCAAAUAGAAGGUUACGAGUUUGUGAUGACAUUGACAUCAAUGCAUUGAAAUUUACAAUGCAACGGAUUUGAGUUUUCCCCGUGUUAGUAAUUUAAAUUUAAAAGUAACUGCAACUUUAUCAUUAAAUGGCAAUGAGUUUUGUUAAACUCUUUUGAAGUUUCUUAGAAGAUGAAUAAUAUAAAUGCAUAUACACAUAUUUUAAACAACAACUGAAGAUUGUUUCACUAAAGAAAAAAAAAUUGAAACUGAGUACGA